Molecule: messenger RNA, 950 nt
Organism: Tuber aestivum (summer truffle)
Lineage: Eukaryota; Fungi; Ascomycota; Pezizomycetes; Pezizales; Tuberaceae
Source: the annotation of a GenBank genome assembly
AUGACCGAAAAGGCCCCCCUCCUCACCCACACCACCAGCCCCACCACCACCUCACCAAAAACUAUCAACUACCUAGCCUACGGCUCAAACCUGAACUCCAAAACACUGACCGACACCCGGCACAUCCACCCACUGAACGCAACCCCCGUACGCGUUCCCAGCCUAACGCUAACAUUCACGCUCCCAGGCCUACCAUACAUCGAGCCCUGCUUCGCGAAUGUCCGCCCCCGCCUCCCGCUCCCGCCACCACCGGCGAAGCAGGAGAGGGAACUACUGGGCGUGGUAUACAGCCUCAGACGAGAGGACUACGCCAAUCUCAUCACGAGCGAGGGUGCAGGGGCCGGAUACCAAGAGGUAACAGUCACUUGUUAUCCCCUCAAUACCCCUUCGCCCACCGGUAGUAAGGAGAUUACCGCCCGGACACUGCUCUGCCCGGAGGAUUCGAGUUCUGGGGAACUGACCCGCGCGGGCGGCCAGCCGUCGGGUAGGUACUUGGGGCUGAUCCGGGCGGGGGCGCGCGAGCGGGGGUUGCCGGAUUCGUAUGUGGAGUAUUUGGAUGGGUUGAGGGAAUACAGGAUCACCAGGGUUGGGCAGUCUGUUGGAAAGAUUGUGGUAUUGGCGGUUUGGGGGCCCGUGGUGGCUUUGAUUUUGUUGCUUAAUUGGGUUUUCGGGAGGGAGGGUGGCGGCGGUCGGGCGCCGGAGUGGGUUCUUGCGUUUGGGAGGAGGGUUAUGGGCGGUGUAUGGGGGUGCUAUGAUGCGGUUUUUGUCAAGGUUUUUGGCGACGGAGAGUGUACCGAGGGGGAGGCACCCGAUUUUGUUGCCGGUGAGAAGAGUGGUGGGGUCGAUGUGGAGAUUUCGGAGGUGGGGGGUGAAAUGUAGAACCUAUCCUUCAUUUCUUUCAUCAACUGCGUAACUAGGAAUAUCAGAGUAAUAGACGUUUUUGUUACCCU